UGCAUUGCCCACGGCCAGUGCUGCGGACGUCGAUCCUACACAAACUCCAUGAAAUUUACUCACUACAUUUAAUGUUAACUUUGCGCGAAACAAACUGUUAUCAUUCUUUAAUCGCGAUAUGGCCGCUACCGAUGGCCAAAUAAUAUUGGCCGCAUCCCGUUUCGGGGAUACAGCAACAUCGCCGCCGGUCUAUUUGCGUGACUUUUCCAAACAAAAACUACCGGCUGUUGCGAAAAUUGUCAAAGGUCAACAUCAAAAUUUGGGCGUACCCACCCUAUCGGCACCCUCGCUACAAAGUACCGCCCUAUUCCUGAGCUCUGGCAAAAAAUAUCAAAUUCUAGCCCAGCCGAUUAAAUUGAAAGAGGGCCGCAAGCCGACAAAUGUUGGUGCUAAAGUUCUAAUACCCGAAACAUAUCCCGGUUUCUUUGAACUGCUCAGCGAAGAUGGUCGUUCGACACGAUGCAUUGAAUCGGUAUUGGAAUUAUCGAAGCGACGUAAUUGUCGAGUGUUGGUGCGUGAAACAUUUCGUUGUCCCACAAUGAAUCGGACCAUACAUGCUGGUGAAUUGCUGACCACCAUGAAUGACAAUGGCAAAGUGCUGCAGUGCAGGAACAUUAAGGAUGAGAUCAUAAAUUUGCCACUCGAUACCAAAGCGAAAUUUUCACCGAUAGCUAAGGAGGAUAGUAUUAGUGGUGUACAUACGGUGAAGAAUCUGCUGCUAAAGCGUAUGCCAAUAGUUGUUAGAUUAGUUCACGGAAGCGUACCCAAGGGUCUAAAACAACCAUUCGUUCCCGAAAUGCGUCUGCUGGGCUGUGUCGAAAUCGAUCGCAUCUUCGCCCUACCCCUGCAAAAGGACAACGAUCUGGUGCCAGUUCCACUCAAUGCAAAAAUCAAAUUGCAACGAGCCAAAAAUAUGGAUCAACUGGAACAUUUCAUCGAGUACAGCCGUUUCCUCGACAAAGCACAGCGUUUGCUGUGCGAUGCUCGUGAUCGCUUGCAAGUCGUCGAUAUCAAGUUGUCCGAGAAGGAGAAAAAGGACUCGAAAUUUAGUAAUCGUAAUAAAUUACCCGUGGUUAUGUUGCCAUCAGCGGCCGGUGUGGCAUAUGUGGCCAAUGGCUUGCUCGAGAAUGGUUAUAUUCUGAAACGUAGUGCCAGCUGUGAUUCGUACAGUAAAAAUCCACCACCCGCCGAAAUAUCGGAAGAAUACAAGGACAUCGAUCAUAUCUAUGACUAUGUACGGGGUUUGGCUCCACUGACGAAAGCUUUAUCGCGAUUUGAGCCGAUUAAUGAGACGCCCACAAUUAAGUCACAGUAUACCGACAGUAGCGGUAAUUACUGCAGUCUGAUACGUGUUAACCCGAAUUCAAAUGGCCAUAAUAACAAUAACAACAACAACAACAAUUCGAAUAGCAAUAACAACAGUUUAAAUAACAGUGGUGGCAAUAUUAGCAACAACAACAACAAUUAUAGUAGUCUAGAAUCGAACAAGCACACCAACACGAACAGCAGUCACAACAGCAGCAGCAAUCACAGCCAUCACCAUCAUCACUCGCAUCAUCUGCCACCGGCCGUCAGCGGCCAUCAUCAUCACCACCCGAAUCACUCACAUAAUCAUCUGACACCCACCAGCGGUCAUGUAGUCAAUCAUUACCAACACAGUCAUGUCCAGGAGGACAUUAAGCCAGUGCCACCACCUAUCGAGACAAUUCCGGGUAAAAAAUUACCCGAGAAACGACAGCGACCCACACUACCAAAGCUUUACUUGAAAAAUACACACAGUGCUGGCAGCAGCAGUGGUGGCGGAGGUGGCAUGAGCGGUGGUGGCAACACCAACACAAGCAGUUCGAAUGGUAGUCACCAUCAUUCACAUCAUCACCACCAGCAACAACAUCACAGCCAUCAUCAUAGUCAUCAGGCGUCGGCGGUGGUUAAUGUUAACGCCUCGGCGUCUGCCGCCGUUGUGGCAGCUGUAGCGGCCCAUCAUCAUACGCACCAUCAUCCGCAUCACAAUAACGGUACGAGUGGUGGUCGCGUCUUAACGCCAAGCAAUCAUCAUCACUCCCCCCUGAAUGGUGUUGUAGGUGGAGCACCGUUAAGUGCUGGCAUUUUGAAUAAGGAUUGUGGCAUGGAACCACAAUCGCCACUGUUUCAUAUUCGUUACAAAAGUCUCAGUAGUCUGCAAUUGACACCCGAUAGCACCUCCAUUUCACCGCCGAUCUCAACCAAUCCCAAAGGUCAAUCCAUAGUCGCACCAUCCGAUCUAGUAGUACUUAAAUGUAGUAGCAACAGCAACAACAACAUCAGCUGCCAUCCAGCACCAUUACCGCUGAGUAAAAGCUCCAGUACAACGGGUGGCCUGACGGGUAUGCUGCACUCAUCACAUCCACAUAAUCCGCGUGAAGGUACCCUCGACUCGUCGCGCAGCGGUGGACGUACAUCGGGCGAUUCGAAUAAAUUGCCCGAAAAGAAAACGAGACGUUUGUCGAGGCCUCGUAGUUUAUCGAAUUUAGUCUGGGAUCUAAGGCCAUCCAAAGAAAAGUCCAAAAAGAAACUUUACAUCCAUCAUUUCGAUCAUCGUCAACAGGCGACAUUGUAUUUGUAGUAGU
Musca vetustissima is the source of this 2606-nucleotide messenger RNA. RefSeq names its product ras guanine nucleotide exchange factor P (gene sano). The transcript has 3 exons. The record is from RefSeq and is a predicted model, not a curated record. Bases 119 to 2602 code for a protein of 827 amino acids. Lineage: Eukaryota; Metazoa; Arthropoda; Insecta; Diptera; Muscidae.